Brienomyrus brachyistius is the source of this 3188-nucleotide messenger RNA. RefSeq names its product extracellular serine/threonine protein kinase FAM20C-like. The coding region runs from base 689 to 2335 and encodes 548 amino acids. The record is from RefSeq and is a predicted model, not a curated record. The transcript has 10 exons. Gene Ontology annotation, biological process: protein phosphorylation. Gene Ontology annotation, cellular component: Golgi apparatus. Gene Ontology annotation, molecular function: protein serine/threonine kinase activity. Lineage: Eukaryota; Metazoa; Chordata; Actinopteri; Osteoglossiformes; Mormyridae.
UGACGCCGAGCGAGGCUGCAAUCGCAACAGCUUGAUUUGUAUCAUAAGGAAUACAGAUGCGCAAAAGGGAGAAGAAGAAGAAUCGAUAGCUCCGGUCACCGUGUUUAUUCUUUUUAUAGCAGCGGUUAAUAGAAACAGCAAAUACACAAAUGCAUUUUAUGGCGGAAUAUUGAACAGUUGUUUCAGGCUGUUUAGACACCAGUUUUUUUUUCGUUUUUGCUUGCUUUCGUUAUCUUAUUGUAUUGGUAUACACGUAUUUAUCACCAUAUUUUACAGAUAUAUAUUACUCAAAAAGUUUGUCUGCUAAUUUACCAUGGAAAAGUAAGGUGAUGUUUACUUGUAUUCAUAUAUUGGUAAACAAUAGACUAAUCUUUUUGCUGUCAUAUAUGGUUUCUUGACGGAAUUAGGUUACGCAUAGUCGUUCUGAAGAGGGGUCACUGUUUACAGGCGACGUAACACUGUGUCCGUCUACUAUAAAGUUGUAGGCUAUAUUUCAAAUGUAUGUAAUAAAAGAGUGAUUUACAAAACAAGAAUUGCCAAUGUAGAAAGACUUCAGUAUUUGGGACACAAAUCUAAAGACUGCGUCUGGAAUAAAGAUAGAUUUUAGGUCAUCCAGUUGCAGAAAUCAUAUUCUUCGUUUCAUAGAUUUAAUCUAAUACAAAGCCUAUAUGUAUAUGUUUGUACCGAAAUGGUAUCUCUCCGUAAAAUCCGACUUUUCAUUCUCGUGUUUUUCUUAAUUGUGUGCACUAUGCACAUUGUAAUGAACUUGUUAUUUACACUGGAGAAGCAGACAGCUGGACUGACUUCGGGCGACACCGGCUGCUCAUGCUCCCACAAACCCAUGGAAGACACUCCGAGCCGGGCAGAAUCGCGAGGCAGGUCGGCCGUAGAGUCGGGCCGCACGGACACGAAUUUCAUUCAUCUCAGUAACAAUCCCAGCUCAAAUUGCACAUCACUUUCCGUGAAAAACAUAGUCGGGCAACCGGAGCAGUACGCGCAUGAAGGCGAGCACAAGUCUCCCAUUAAAGGCACCAGUAAGCACGUGCCUGUUGACGGUUUCCGGCGCCUAGCGGCUCUUUUUGACCAUCCUUUGUAUAAGAAAAUGCUGCCGAUUCUGGCAGAAGAAGACACCUUGUUUAGCGUCAACAGUGCUACGACAUUUUACUCACACGCUCACGGGAAUCAGAAAUGGGCCCGCGAGGGUGAUGAAGAGGAAGACCUCUUUCCUGUGGGAAUGUCUACCAUCAACUCGUAUCCAAGCUGGGUCCGAUUCCACCUUGGCAUCAACCGUUAUGAACUGUAUGACAGGCGCAGCUCUGCUGUCGACGACCUGCUUGGAGACCUGGUGAUGCAGAGGAUUGGCAAUGUGGCAAUUAAGCCGGGUGGGACGCAGCUUAAGCUGAUCAUGAGAUUCCAGAACUAUGGACAAGCACUUUUCAAACCUAUGAAGCAAGCCAGAGACCAGGAGACGCCAUCGGACGUCUUCUACUUCUCAGACUUUGAGAGGCACAACGCUGAGAUUGCAGCCUUUCACCUGGAUAGGAUCUUGGGCUUCCGCAGAGUCCCUCCUGCGGCUGGACGGCUUGUCAAUAUCACAAAGGAAAUCCGAGAUGUUACCCGUGACAAGAAACUCUGGAGGACCUUCUUCAUAUCACCAGCCAACAACACCUGUUUCUAUGGAGAAUGCACCUACUACUGCUCCAUGGAGCACGCUCUGUGCGGGACGCCGGACCACAUGGAGGGAUCGCUGUCGGCCUUCCUGCCGGACCUGGUCCUGGCCAAGCGCAGGACCUGGAGGAGCCCGUGGCGCCGCUCCUACCAUAAGCGCAAGAAAGCAGAGUGGGAGAUCAAUCCGAAUUACUGUGACAAGGUGAAACGGAUGCCCCCUUACGAUGGUCCGCGCCUCCUAGAUGUUAUGGACAUGACCAUUUUUGACUUCCUGAUGGGUAACAUGGACCGUCAUCACUAUGAAACCUUGGAGAAAUUUGGGAAUGACACUUUUAUCCUCCAUCUGGAUAACGGAAGAGGAUUUGGAAGGCAUUCCCACGACGAAGUCUCGAUUCUGGCACCUUUAAGUCAGUGCUGCAGGGUGAGGCGCUCCACCUUCCUGCGCCUUCAGCUGCUGGCCAAGGAGGAGCACCAGCUGAGCGUCGUGAUGACGGAGUCCCUGCGGAAGGACCGCCUGGCGCCCGUGCUCAUCCAGCCGCACCUGGAGGCCUUGGACCGCAGGCUCCAGCACGUGCUGCGGGUGCUGGAGGACUGUGUCGGGAAGAUGGGCUACACCCUCGUGGUGGAGGAUGACAUGGGGGAGAGGCGCGCUCGCCGAAACAGCUGAGGCCGGUAGCGCCACCUGGUGGCUCAUCCCUCCACAGCACAUGUGCACAUUUUUAUUUACAUCCCCUUGGAAUUCAGUGAGUUCCAAGUUUUCUUUAUGCAUAUCUAGAUAUUUUUACUCCAAAGGUUACCACUUUCAAUCUGAUAAAAUAUGGGACACCAGCCUCAGCCAAACAACAAAAUUUGCUUUGUCUGGUGGGGAGAGGAUUAUCCAUGUCCCUACGCGACCCCCACCAAUGUGUCCUACUUAUUGUACGGCUCUUAUGGAUAUACAUAAAACAGGUGGCGUGUCUAGUUAGAAUAAGUGUAUUCUAGCACAUUUUAAUCAUUCCUUUGUGUAUUUUGCUAGUUUUAUUUGUAUGAAUUUAUUCGGUUAAAGCUUUAAAUGGAGUUAAAGCUUUAAAUGGAGUGAUGGUUUACUUUAAGAACUUUUGUUAUAUUUGUACACUGCCUGACCAAAGAAAAAAGUGACACACUUUAAUAUUUUGCUGUGCCGCCUUUAUCUUUGAUAAUGGUACAUAUUUGUCCAUGCAUUGUUUCUGUCUGCUUAUGCAACAUCUCAAAUCUUUUUUCACCCUGAUUUGCAUUCAUUCCUUGUCGAGAUUUUCUACUGAUGAUAAGUGAGUGGAACCACUCUGUAAAAUCUUCUUCUGCACAUCUCGGUGACUUUCAGUGGGGUUAGGGUCAGUGUAAAUCCAUUUGCCAAAUGUUAGCUGAGAAAGUUGUAGUGGACAUAUACAAAACUGAUCUAAAUUAUAUGUCUCUAAAUUUCAUAGGCAGUAAAGUUAACAUGAACCAUAUCUGUAUGCACCAAAUGUUUAUGUACAGAAAUACUGUUUCUAUGACAUUCUGAU